AUGCAGCUUGACCACUAUACACCUUCAUGUAACUGGAGAAGCCUCCAAAAGUCUUUAGGAGAUUCUAAGAAAAUCCAAAAAAAAACAAAGAAAACCCCAUCAAUUAAACCAAAUAAAAAUAAGGCAUUGAAAAAUAAUGUAAAGAUAAAGGAAUCUUCAGAAGCUUUUUUUUCUUUUUUAAAGCCGGGUUUUUGCAGACAAAAAAGUCUAUCAGAUGAACAUAUAAUUCAGUCAGAAAAAGAAACAAAUAAUACACAAAAAACACGGUUUAUGAAUGAAGUAAUAUUUAUAUAUACUUAUAAGAGUAGUAUUGGACGUUAUAUUGCAUUAGAUUGUGAAAUGGUUCAAGUAGGACCUUGUGAUAGAAAAGAUAGAGUUUUAGCAAGAAUUAGUAUCGUCAAUUACCAUGGAAAUAUAAUUUUAGACACAUUCGUUAAACCUAAAGAACGGGUGGUAGAUUACAAAACAUGGAUUAGUGGUGUUACUCAUUCUGAUUUAGAAAAGGCACCUAGUUUCGAAGAAGUUCAAAGAAAAGUUUCAGACUUGUUAAAAAAUAGAAUACUAAUUGGUCAUGCAAUAAAAAAUGAUCUUGAUGUACUUUUUUUAUCACAUCCAAGAAAAGACAUAAGAGACACAAGUAGAUUCAAGCCAUUUAAAGCAUAUUCCAAAGGAAGAACUCCAUCAUUAAAAAGAUUAGCUAAAGAAAUUUUAAAUAUAUCUAUUCAAGAUAAAACACAUUCUUCGGUUGCCAAUAUUCAUCAUUUUUUUCUCACAACUAAUUCAUAAUUAUUCUAUAGGUAGAAGAUGCAAGAGUAACAAUGCUUCUUUAUAGACGUUAUAAGUCUGAAAUGGAUCGUGUAUCAUUUGCUAUUCAUUAAAUCUAAAGAAAAAGGAUUAUUAAUUUUUCUAAUCAUUCAAACAACUAAAUUAAUUUUAAUAAUAUGAAAUAGAUGGAAAAUUAUCAGAAAAACAUGAUUUUUUAAUUUUUCAAAGAUCAUUUACUCAAAAACACAUCAAAACAUGAAUUAUCAUAUCUAAUAACAAAAAUACUAUAUUUUUUUCCAAAAAAUAAGAAGAUAAUUUAGAUACAAAAUUUCAAAAAAUAAUUUAUAUAAAACAGAAUUAUGCAACAUGAUUAGAAAG
Molecule: messenger RNA, 1143 nt
Organism: Pneumocystis murina B123
Lineage: Eukaryota; Fungi; Ascomycota; Pneumocystomycetes; Pneumocystales; Pneumocystaceae
Exons: 6
Coding region: 1-786 (261 amino acids)
Biological process (GO): rRNA processing
Cellular component (GO): nucleus
Molecular function (GO): nucleic acid binding; 3'-5' exonuclease activity
Source: RefSeq, a predicted model, not a curated record